AUGUCUGCCUCACUAAGCUCUACUGCCUUCCAAUCCCGUGGCUUCCAGGCACCAUCUAGUUCUACACCAGUGCAACCACCUACUGUGUCUGAUCUGCCCAUCAACACUGAUGUGCAUGGUGAAGCUGAUGACAGUGAAGUUGCUGGAGACACCAACAACAAUGGCACUGAUAGUGAUGACCCUACCCCUGGUGAUGCCUCUACUGUCAAAAGCAUUGAGACUUCGAUCACAAAAUAUGCAGCCCUUUAUGCCAUUUUCCAUUCUCCUUUUUUAUCGAAAGUUUCCCUUCUGGUGGAACUCAGCAGUGAUUUCCACUCAUGGGCACCAACAGAAAUGUUUUCAUCUGUUGAAAAUUUCAAUCAAUUCUGUGUCCACAAAAUUCUCACAAUGAAAUAUCCUAUCUUAACAAAUGAGCUCCGCACUCAUUCUGGAGCUAUGCCUUGGUCAGCAAAGGUCCUUGCAGCUUGCUACAACAAGGGGAUAAUUGUCAUUAUUUUUGGUCCUUCUGCACUCAAUGGCCCUGUUUCUUCCAUCCCCUUUCCAGGAUCCCCUGAGCUUGAGAAUUGGGAGCCUGCAGAAUUAUAUGCAUCACAAAGGGCACUAGGGAGCAUGUAUGAGGUAACUGAAAUAACCCCUGGCACUUUGGCCAUUGUUUCAAUGCUGGUUUAUUUCAUUUUGUCUGGUGACACUGAGAUGGUUUCUGGUUCUGGCAAGCCCAGUGCCACCAACUAUGUUGAUAUCCUUCUCAACUUCUAUCAUUUUAUCCUUACCCUACUUCACCAAGAGAAAACGACCACAGUCCAACCAAUGCAUAAGACCAUGGAUUGGUACAAGCAUUUCUUGUUUGGUCCUCCUGCAGGAGCAGGAGAUGCACAUGCAUCAGGACGAGCUGGAAGUCUUUCUUUGGGCCUGAGUGCUCUUCUUGAAGAAAUGGAGCUUAGUGGCAGUAAUGAAUUGAUGCAGGCUAGAGUUCCACACUGUGUCCAGAACCAGAUGUACAGACUGAAGUGGUGGCUACCCCAGUCAGCCUGGAUGAGGGGAGGGAGACAAGGUAUGGGCACAGAGGCCGGGCCCACACAGGUGACACUUCUGGGAAUGACAGUUCUCGAGAAGUUAGUCGUGGAAGGAGAGGCCAGAGAGGUGGAGCCCAGGGUAGCAGCAGUCACAGAGGUCGUGGAAGUCAUGGAGGCAACAGCACUACACAUGGUGAUGAAUAGGGACAGCUCUGAAAGCGGCAAAGUCCUGGUGCUGGGGACUUGGUGGGACGAGAAAUGGCUGUGCAUAGUGGUGGUCCUGUUGUGGGGUGAGUGUCCCUGA
Molecule: messenger RNA, 1317 nt
Organism: Cantharellus anzutake
Lineage: Eukaryota; Fungi; Basidiomycota; Agaricomycetes; Cantharellales; Hydnaceae
Exons: 7
Coding region: 1-1317 (438 amino acids)
Source: RefSeq, a predicted model, not a curated record